AUGGACGGGCAGGCGGCGAUGGCGCCCUACGACUACAGCCUGAUCGUGGGCCCCGUGCAAGAACCGGCCAGCCCCAGAACGCCGCGGCUCGACUCCGCCGGCUGCGCGCCUCUCCACACCGGGCACCGGACCGCGGCGCAGCGGUACAACGCCCGGCUCUGCCAGGCUGGCCUGGAACCCGAGAGUGACUUCCUGAUCCUUCCUGGCUUCAUCGACUUCACGGCAGAUGAAGUGGACCUGACCUCCGCUCUGACCCGGAAAAUCACCUUGAAGACCCCCCUUAUCUCCUCCCCCAUGGACACCGUCACGGAGUCGGACAUGGCCAUUGCCAUGGCGCUGAUGGGGGGCAUCGGGAUCAUCCACCACAACUGCACCCCGGAGUUCCAGGCCAACGAGGUCCGCAAAGUGAAGAAGUUUGAGCAAGGCUUCAUCACCGACCCGGUGGUCCUGAGCCCCAGCCACACCGUGGGGGACGUCUUGGAGGCCAAGAUCCGGCACGGCUUCUCGGGCAUCCCCAUCACGGAGACGGGCAAGAUGGAGAGCCAGCUGGUGGGGAUCGUGACCUCCAGGGACAUCGACUUCCUCUCCGAGAAGGACUACAACACCCCUCUCAGUGAGGUCAUGACCCCGCGCAGCGACCUGGUGGUGGCUCCCGCAGGCGUCACCUUGAAAGAGGCCAACGAGAUCCUGCAGCGCAGCAAGAAAGGCAAGCUGCCCAUCGUGAACGAGGUGGACGAGCUGGUGGCCAUCAUCGCCCGCACGGACCUGAAGAAGAAUCGGGACUACCCGCUGGCCUCCAAGGACCCCCGCAAGCAGCUGCUGUGUGGGGCGGCCAUCGGCACCCGGGAGGACGACAAGUACCGGCUGGACCUGCUGGUGCAGGCCGGUGUGGACCUGGUGGUGCUGGACUCCUCUCAGGGAAACUCCGUCUACCAGAUCAACAUGGUCCACUAUAUCAAGCACAAAUGUCCGGAGCUGCAGGUGGUCGGGGGCAAUGUGGUGACAGCCGCCCAGGCCAAGAACCUCAUCGAUGCUGGUGUGGACGCCUUGCGUGUGGGCAUGGGCUGCGGCUCGAUCUGCAUCACGCAGGAAGUGAUGGCGUGCGGACGGCCUCAGGGCACCGCGGUGUACAAAGUGGCAGAGUAUGCCCGCCGGUUUGGGGUACCUGUGAUCGCAGAUGGUGGGAUCCAGACGGUUGGCCACGUGGUCAAGGCGCUCUCGCUGGGGGCCUCCACAGUCAUGAUGGGCUCCCUGCUGGCGGCCACCACGGAGGCCCCCGGGGAGUAUUUCUUCUCCGACGGGGUGCGGCUGAAGAAGUACCGGGGAAUGGGCUCCCUGGACGCCAUGGAGAAGAACCGCAGCAGCCAGAAACGCUACUUCAGCGAGGGGGACAAGGUGAAGGUGGCGCAGGGCGUGUCUGGCUCCAUCCAGGACAAGGGCUCCAUCCACAAGUUCGUGCCAUACCUGAUUGCUGGCAUCCAGCACGGCUGCCAGGACAUCGGCGCCAGGAGCCUCUCCGUUCUGCGCUCCAUGAUGUAUUCGGGGGAACUAAAGUUUGAGAAGAGGACGAUGUCGGCCCAGAUUGAGGGGGGGGUCCACGGCCUCCACUCUUACGAGAAGCGGCUGUACUGA
This is a messenger RNA of Protobothrops mucrosquamatus (brown spotted pit viper), 1632 nucleotides long. It is a transcript of the gene IMPDH1, whose product is annotated as inosine monophosphate dehydrogenase 1. Lineage: Eukaryota; Metazoa; Chordata; Lepidosauria; Squamata; Viperidae. The record is from RefSeq and is a predicted model, not a curated record. Gene Ontology annotation, cellular component: cytoplasm. Gene Ontology annotation, molecular function: IMP dehydrogenase activity. Bases 1 to 1632 code for a protein of 543 amino acids. The transcript has 14 exons. Gene Ontology annotation, biological process: GTP biosynthetic process.